AUGGAGGCGCUGGAGCUCCUCGAGGCCGGGCUGAGCACACAGCCCGCGCCAAGCCGUGGGAAGAGGCCAGCUGCUGACGCGGGCUUGACAGCGUUGGGGCCACAAGGCAAGAACUCGCGGAUCGCGAGCGCGAAGCUUGCGGACACGCUGCCAGGCAAGAAGAGCAAGCUUCUUCGGGGCGCGGCGGACAGGAAGACCAAGGGCAAGGCUCAGGUCAAAGGCGGCCGAGAAAGCAAGGGCAAGGUGUUGCAGGGCGCAGGGCGCCAGAGACUGAAGAACAAGGCUCAGGAGGAGAUGUCGACAAGGCGGGAAAGAAAGGCUGAUCAGGCGGCGCCCAGUGCGGCAAAGCCACCACCUCAGCGUGCUGAACAGUCGGACCAGCCUGCGCUUUCCAGCAAAGUGGCGCAAAGGGACAAGCCCUUCUGCUACAAAGGAGCAAAGCAGGGCCUCCUCCGGGCCUUCAAGUACGCUCGCUCGUGGAAGGUGGCGGUGGAUUUUGCAGGCGUUGCCACGUCCAGCUUGUCACUACAGAUGCUGGGCGUUCCCUUCCGCCACGUGUGGCUGUCGGACAACGACGCUUCCUGCCAACGGAUGCUGCGAGAGCACUUCCAUGGCCAGGCGCUGGGCGACGCAAAGAGCAUGGACUUGAAGCAGCAGGAGCCCCCCGAGAUCUAUUUUGCCACUCCCCCUUGUCAGUCCUACUCCGUGUUAGGCAGUGGGGACGGCGAAGCUGACGCCCGUGGCGUCCUGUUGUUCCACCCGCUCAAGGUCUUGCGGCAACAUCGCCCGUCACUGGCUUUCGUUGAGAACGUGGCUACGUUGCUCACGAAGCACAAGAAGUCCUUCCAGCGCUUUGUGCGCGCUGCGGAAGACAUCGGCUACUGCGCAGUGAACAAGGACCAAUUGAAUGUCACCUUUCAUUUGAGGAAACUGGUGCAGCAUGCAGAAGAGCAUCAGCAGCUGAUGGGCAAAGCGGAUUCCAAGGAGUUCCUGGUGGUGGACAUCGGCUGCUCUAUGCAGUUUGCGCAGUCGAGGCUGGGCUGCGCUCCUUGCUUGACAGCGGCGCGAUGCAGCAACACGAACGGCUACUACAUCACUGGGCUGGAGCGCGCGAUGUCCAGACAAGACAUUCUCCGAUGCAUGGGGAUCCCAGUGUCAUUUUACCGCGCCUCCCGCGCCAAGGUAACAAGAGGCAAGUUUGGGCACAUGCUCGGCAACGCAGUGCCUUGCAACUUGUGGAUGCGCAUCAUACCGCGUGCGAUGAAGGCUGCGGGAAUGGUGAGUCCCCAAGCGCACGUGCCGGAUUAUUGGUGCGAGCUGCUGGCUUGGGCUCGGGCCCGCGGCUUGACCACGCCUGUGUAA
Messenger RNA from Effrenium voratum, 1362 nucleotides. NCBI's taxonomy places the organism in Eukaryota, Dinophyceae, Suessiales, Symbiodiniaceae. The record is from the annotation of a GenBank genome assembly.